ACCUAAACCGUUUGUGACAGUUGACAACACAAACUUGCAGAGCGUCAAAGAGCAGUGAACUUGAACCCUAUAGAGUAAGAGCAAUGGCGGCAUCAUCUCCUAAUCUCCCUCCAAUUCUCUCUCCUCUGCAACUCAAAACCCCUCUCAACCCUAAUUCUCGUUCAUUUCUCUCUCCAUUCUUCAAAUUCUCCCCCAAUUUUACGCCGAUGAAUUGCCGCCGCUCUUCCGUUAUCGUCUCUUCUUCUGGUCCCAAGGAUGCGAUAUUGAGUCAGGAGAAGCAAGAGCUCUUCGACCGCUAUGGCCUAGACCCUAAUGACUUCAUUUCUGUGCCCGUUAAGAGAAGGAGGAGAAAGGAGCGUGAGCAGGGGAUGGGAAAAGGUAAAGGAAAACAAGUAGUGGUGAAGGAAGACCAAAAACCGCCUCGUACCACUCAUAAAUUGCUGCAGGUGCUGGCUGGGAAAGCUAAAAGAAAGAAGCUCUUAUCUCCUGUAGGCAUGGAUGUUCGUCCCAUGAUGGAGGUAGUUAAAGGUGCUGCAUUUGAUAUAUUGCAGGUGGCUGGUGGCUGCCCUGCAUCUUUAAGACCCGGUCGCUGGUUGGACCUGUAUAGCGGCACUGGUUCAGUUGGCAUUGAAGCUUUGAGUCGAGGUUGUUCUGAGGUUCAUUUUAUUGAGAUGGAUCCAUGGGUGGUUUCAAAUGUUCUGCAGCCAAAUCUACAAUGGACAGGGUUUCUUGAUUCAUCAGUUAUACAUACUGUCACUGUUGAAAAUUUCUUGGAACGAGCUCAGCAGUUUGUAGGCGGUGAUACAACUUUUGACUACAUUAGUGUAACACCUCCAUACAUGAAAGUGGAUUAUGGAAUACUUAUGAAACAAUUAUCAGAUUCCCCCUUGGUUGGAGAUGAUGCGUUUAUUGUGGUCGAAUAUCCUUUGGGAACAGACAUGCUGGAUUCUUGCGGAUGCCUUAUGAAGAUAGCUGAUCGUCGCUUUGGAAGAACACAUUUGGCAAUUUAUGGGCCAAAGUGGGCAAUGAAGAAGAAGGGCUAAUCACCUAUCUGAGCAUUGUAAAGGAAUGAGUUCAAUUGAAAAAUGGGAGUGCCUGCAGGACCGUGCCGACCAAAUGUGUUUUGUGAAAUGUGCAUCAACUGAUUUCAUAUACAACGGGCUAAAAUAUACUGCUGAAGUUGAGAAAGGCUGACAUCAAAACCAUUGUCACGGUCCAAUAAAACUUGAGUGGAGCUUUCCAAUUACUGUUCACUUUGUAGUUAAGGCAGCAGCUAUCUUGAUAUGGAAAAUUUACCUAAGUGUAAGGGUUUAAACCUUCUUAUUACUUUAUUAUCUUUGUUGAUUUCUUCUUCUUUCCUUUCUAUUUAUUUUCCCUUUUUUUUUAGGGGAGGAAAGAGGACGAGGGGGGGGGGGGGGUUGUUGCUAUAAAAAAUCUGUAGAUGAGAUGGAUAUUAUUGUACUUUUUCUUAUGAAAUGAAUCAUCAUUGGAUCCAAUUUCCUUAACCAUCUUUCUCAAAUUUAUGGAACGAGAACAAGUACACUAAUAUUUUUUCUGUCACUGUGGGAGCCUUGAGCAGGCUGUGUAGGACCUAAACCAGAUUUAACUUUCACAAGACUUAACAUGUGCUAAAAUAGAAUGAUUGACUUUAUUCAAGAAGCUAUGACUUGUUUCUUGUAAUUGCUCCCAUUGAAGUUUUCUAUUUUAGUUAUCCACAAAGCUGGAUUGUGCUAAUACAUGUUUUUGCUUCCAAUUCUACUGAUAUGGAAUAAUUAAGGCUCAAACAUCAGGAGAAACAACUUAGGUUUUUGGGAAUUAAUGCAUAUAGUAACUUGUUAUCCCUUUUUGAAAGAGUUUUUGAAAGACUAUUUCAAAAAUAAAUAAAUAA
Messenger RNA from Chenopodium quinoa (quinoa), 1888 nucleotides. Its product is annotated as putative rRNA methyltransferase YlbH. The coding region runs from base 84 to 1043 and encodes 319 amino acids. The transcript has 10 exons. The record is from RefSeq and is a predicted model, not a curated record. Gene Ontology annotation, biological process: rRNA methylation. Gene Ontology annotation, molecular function: methyltransferase activity. Lineage: Eukaryota; Viridiplantae; Streptophyta; Magnoliopsida; Caryophyllales; Amaranthaceae.